Aspergillus affinis is the source of this 1326-nucleotide messenger RNA. RefSeq lists its product as uncharacterized. Gene Ontology annotation, cellular component: vacuolar membrane. Bases 1 to 1326 code for a protein of 441 amino acids. The record is from RefSeq and is a predicted model, not a curated record. Gene Ontology annotation, biological process: amino acid transmembrane transport. The transcript has 10 exons. Gene Ontology annotation, molecular function: amino acid transmembrane transporter activity. NCBI's taxonomy places the organism in Eukaryota, Fungi, Ascomycota, Eurotiomycetes, Eurotiales, Aspergillaceae.
AUGAGUGAUGUGGAAUCGUAUGCGGGGGAUAGGAAGGAUGCGGAGAAGGUGCCCGCAAAGGACCUCGAGCCGUUUGGCAAUGAGGAGACGGCGGAGGUGAAAUAUCGCACCAUGAAGUGGUGGCACUGUGGCAUGCUCAUGAUUGCUGAGAAUGUCUCGGUGGGAAUUCUUUCUCUGCCGUCUGCUGUGGCCACGCUUGGGAUGGUACCCGCUGCUAUUAUGAUUUUGUUCAUUUCGGCUCUCUCAUGGUACACGGGUUAUGCCAUUGGCCAAUUCAAACUGCGCCAUCCUUCUAUUCAUAGUAUGGGAGAUGCUGGCGAACUCUUGAUGGGUCGUGCCGGCCGAGAGAUUUUCGGUCUCGGCCAGCUGCUGCUACUCAUCUUCCUUAUGGCUAGUAACAUCCUGACGUUUAACAUUCUAAUGAAUGUGCUGACGGAUCAUGGCACCUGUACCUUGGUGUUCGGUGUUGUCGGUCUGGUCAUCUGUUUCCUGGGUGCCUUGCCGCGUACUAUGGACAAGGUGUAUUGGAUGUCUGUUGCUUCCUUCCUGAGUGUUCUCGUUGCCACGAUAGUGACCAUGAUCUCUGCCGGAGUGGAGAGCAAAGGCCACAUUCCUAUUCAUGCCACUACGGAAGUUAGCUUCCGCGAGGGUUUCCUGGCCGUGACCAACAUCAUCUUUGCAUACUUGGCCCAUGUUGCCUACUUCGGCUUCAUGUCCGAGACGGAGGAUCCACGUACCUUCAACAAAUCCCUGGCCAUGUUGCAAAUCAUCGACACCGUCCUGUACCUUGUCAGCUCAAUGAUCAUCUACAACUACAUCGGCCCCGACGUCAAGUCCCCGGCUAUCUCGUCCUUGAGUCCUAUCAUGAGCAAGAUCGCCUGGGGACUUGCUAUUCCUACGACCAUCCUCUCUGGUGUCGUUCUCGGACACGUUGCGUGCAAAUACAUCUAUGUGCGGCUCUUCCGGGGAUCUGACAAGAUGCACCGCCGCGACCUGGUGUCCAUCGGAUCCUGGGUGGCCAUCUGCCUCUUCGUCUGGCUGGUGUCUUGGGUUGUCGCGGAAUCGAUUCCGGUGUUCAACGACCUGCUCAGUUUGAUCAGUGCGCUUUUCGGAAGUUGGUUCAGCUUUGGUUUCCCCGCCAUUUUCUGGCUGCACAUGAACCGAGGCGAAUACACCCGCAACUACAAGAAGAUCUUCUUGACGGCUCUCAACAUCGCCAUCUUGGCUAUCGCGUGCGCCAUUUGUGGAUUGGGUCUGUACGUCUCCGGUGCCGCUAUCCACGACGAUUCAGGUUCCAGCAGCUGGUCUUGCGCCAACUCCGCCUAA